This is a messenger RNA of Chara braunii, 896 nucleotides long. The record is from the annotation of a GenBank genome assembly. Lineage: Eukaryota; Viridiplantae; Streptophyta; Charophyceae; Charales; Characeae.
GCGCCCCAGCCUUAAUGAGUUUUUGUCGCCACAAGCAAAACUAGGAGGCGCUGGCGGCCAGGGAUGCCGUUGAAAAAAAAAAUCGGCGGCCUCCUCAGUGGUGCAGGUUUCAUGCUAACACCCGCGGUCCGAUUGUGGUGUACUGGUGCUUCAAACCGCCAUUACCUUCGGGCCGCUUUCUGCCGAGGCGAAGGCCGGCGAAUUGGGGACUACCCGGAAGUGCCCGCGGCUUUCUUCGAGCUGGCUCAUCAGUACCUCAUCUGGGCUCCUGAGAUCAUUUUGACUGUUCCGGUUCUCUCGGAUAUAUUCCGCGCUGCAGCAGUCGUUAUUCUUCAUCAAGAGGGGCAGUCCACCCGGUGCGCGCUUGAAUUUGUAACGAACUUUAUUGUCCCCGAUGAGGCACUCGUGAAGUCGUCGCACAGCGCCUGGAAGAGGAAUUGGUCCCUAAUUGAACAAUGUGUUUACGAGAAUGGGCAGACGAUCGUGUCCGCCCUACUCAUAGCUGCAUGUGAUAUCCUUCCCCCACAGUUGCAUCGAGCGGUGGCGAAGGCGAUGUCUGUUUUGUGCAGCAGUUUCCCUUCCCAUGCCGGCCAGUGGGUGGCGUCUAUAUUCCGGCAUCCGGAGUUCCCGGCGAUUCAAAGUGGCGCCCUCAGACCGAUCGACCAAGGACGGUUCCUAGAGUUGGUCACUCGACAGCCGGCCCUUCCCAUCGCGCGGUUUCAAGACAUGAUGGUGGAGUUCAUCAGUGUGAUGAGAAAGAGAUCGAACGGGGACGUGCUCCUAGCGUACAGGUAAGACAGGCAGCUUCACCCACUCCUGGCAGUUAUGUAGCGUUCAUCUGGCGGGCAGAGGCUACUCUGCAUUGUACAGUGCAGCAGUAAAAGCACGGCCAUCCC